AUGGAACAAAAUUUAGCCCGAGAGGAGAACAUUAACCGAACUUCCGCAGAUGUCCGGAUACGAAAAUCACAGCAUUCAGUGUUGACCCGGAAGUUUGUGGAUGUUAUGACAAUGUAUAACGGAACUCAAACCGUCUUCCGGGAACGCACAAAGGACCAGAUACGCCGUCAGUUGGAGAUAACUGGAAAAACCACCACAGACGAAGAACUGGAAGAAAUGUUGGAAAGCGGCAAUCUUUCCAUUUUCACUUCGGACAUCAUUUUGGACACCAAGCUGACCAGAGCAGCCCUCGAUGAAAUUGAGUCGCGUCAUAAAGACAUUAUAAAACUGGAAUCGAGCAUACAGGAAUUGCACGAAAUGUUCAUGGACAUGGCGAUGCUCGUGGAGGUUCAGGUGAGUCUUUGCAUCCUCAAGUAUAACGUGGAUGGUGCUUUGUUAGGUAGAACCGUGCUGGAAUAAUAACUUGUUGUUAUAAAACGACUGGCCUUGCCAUGCAGGAAAUGGCGUAAUAAGAUGGUAGAAUCCCAAUUCUAAGCAAAUCGCACCAACUUAGUAGCUACGGAGAUCACAUAUAAAAUAGGAUAUACUGGCUUGGCACCCUUCCCGGUUCUCUAUUCAGUAGGAAAACAAUAAUAGCAGGUAAUUUUAGAAAAAGACCUUGAAUCAUGGACACAGUGUGCUCAUCACAUUUAUAACACUUGUGUCAUUUGUGAAACAUUGGUGCAAAACAAUUCUACCUAUAUCUUAUCCUAUUGUACUUAUCCUUUCUCUCUGUCUCUCAUCUAUCUAUCUA
Thamnophis sirtalis is the source of this 793-nucleotide messenger RNA. NCBI's taxonomy places the organism in Eukaryota, Metazoa, Chordata, Lepidosauria, Squamata, Natricidae. The record is from RefSeq and is a predicted model, not a curated record.